Exaiptasia diaphana is the source of this 1526-nucleotide messenger RNA. Its product is annotated as ubiquinone biosynthesis monooxygenase COQ6, mitochondrial. The transcript has 13 exons. Gene Ontology annotation, biological process: ubiquinone biosynthetic process. The coding region runs from base 59 to 1366 and encodes 435 amino acids. The record is from RefSeq and is a predicted model, not a curated record. Gene Ontology annotation, cellular component: mitochondrion. Gene Ontology annotation, molecular function: 2-octaprenyl-6-methoxyphenol hydroxylase activity; FAD binding; oxidoreductase activity, acting on paired donors, with incorporation or reduction of molecular oxygen, NAD(P)H as one donor, and incorporation of one atom of oxygen. Lineage: Eukaryota; Metazoa; Cnidaria; Anthozoa; Actiniaria; Aiptasiidae.
ACCUGUGGAARCUCUCCAGCGAUCCAAACGAGUCAGUAAUCUUCACCCAUCAAACAAAAUGGCGUCCGUUUUGCGAAGGUUUAGACAUUUUAACACCAUAAUAUGUCGUUCCCGUCGAUAUUCUGUAUCCACAAGGACAGAUGAUUUCUAUGAUAUUGUUAUUGUGGGAGGAGGAAUGGUUGGUGGUAGUUUGGCGUGUGCACUGGGAUUAGAAAGUAGUCUUGCAGAACAUAAAGUGUUACUUCUAGAAGCUGCCCCUAAAAAAGACUUUUGUCUUCCAAACAAUUAUGAAAACCGUGUCAGCUCDAUUACACCAGGCUCUAGGGACCUGCUAGAAAGAAUAGGUGCUUGGGAUCACAUCUCAGAUAUGAGAAUGAAACCAUACAAAAGAAUGCAGGUGUGGGAUGCUUGUGGUGAUGGCCAUAUAGCCUUUGACACAGCCCAUGAUGUUAGCAGUAAGAUGGAUAUGGCKUACAUUGUAGAAAACUCUGUUAUCACACAAGCCUUGAAUAUACAAUUACAAAAAUUACAGCAAAAUAUUGAAGUAUUACACAAUGCAAGAAUCAAAAAUAUCAGUAUACCUGAUCCUGUUUGGAAUGUGGAUGAACCAAACUAUAAUCCUUGGGUUGGAGUACAAAUGAAUGAUGGAAGGACAAUCAAAACUAGAUUACUGAUUGGGGCUGAUGGUGUCAAGUCCACAGUGAGAGGUGCCAUGGAUACAGAGUAUUUGUCAUGGARCUACCAACAAUUUGGAGUUGUAGCAACACUUGAGUUGGCAGAGAUAACUGAAAAUCUAGUAGCUUGGCAGAAGUUCUUACCAACUGGACCAAUGGCAUUGCUCCCACUAUCAGAAGACAUGAGUUCUUUGGUAUGGACCACUACACCUGAACAUGCAAAAACCCUUGUUAACCUUCCUGAAGAUUCAUUUGUUGAUGCAGUCAAUAAUGGUUUUUGGGAGGAUCUAAAGCGAAAUAGUCUUGUGGAAAGUGCAUCAAACAUUGGACAUUUAUUAUCUUCAUUAUUACAGCCAACAGGUAAGAUGGCAUUGAUAGGAGAUGCAGCACAUCGUAUCCAUCCUCUAGCGGGUCAAGGGGUCAAUCUUGGAUUUGGUGAUGUCAUUAGUUUGCUUGAUAAAAUAUUGCAGUCAGUGGAGAAUGGACAAGACCUAGGCGAUGUUACUAAUCUGUUGGAGUAUGAGACCGAGAGACAAAGAGCUGUAGUACCAAUGAUGAUAGCCACUGACUUGUUAAACAGACUGUUUUCAACAUCAAGUGUCCUUCCUACAGCAGYAAGGACAGCAGGACUACUUGCAGUUAAUGCAGCGAUUCCAGUCAAGGAUCAAAUCAUAUCCUUUGCCAGAAGAUAGCCAAACCAAAAUUAAGAUUCCAAGGGCAUUUGAACUGAGCAAAAAAUAAAUCCAAAAAGAUGAUGAUUUACCUCUUCCAGUAUCAACACCAGAACAUCUUAUAGUUUGAGAACUGUUUAUUUUAUGUGAAUUGAUAAAAAUAAAGUGACAUUUUUGAGCA